This is a messenger RNA of Musa acuminata AAA Group (dessert banana), 2117 nucleotides long. Its product is annotated as probable protein kinase At2g41970. Gene Ontology annotation, biological process: protein phosphorylation. Bases 359 to 1441 code for a protein of 360 amino acids. Gene Ontology annotation, molecular function: protein tyrosine kinase activity; ATP binding. The transcript is spliced from 8 exons. NCBI's taxonomy places the organism in Eukaryota, Viridiplantae, Streptophyta, Magnoliopsida, Zingiberales, Musaceae. The record is from RefSeq and is a predicted model, not a curated record.
AAGCACGUUCUAUUUUGGUUUGGGCUCCUUUUUCAUUUUUUUAAAUGUAUUUUCGUUGUCUAUUUUAACUGGCCCGCUUUUCCCGCGAAACUCGUCCUCCUCGCCUCACCAACCACGCCAUCAUCCUCUCCCUCUCCUUCUUCCUCUCGUCCGUCCUGCCUCUCCUUUGCCCCGCUCCUCCCGCCUCAUAUUCUUCUGUACUCUCCUCUCAUCAGGCGGGCGGAGUCUUCCCCUUUACACGUUCCCAUCAGGAGAUGGCUAGCCUUCUUCGCUGAUCUUGGAUCCCGGGGGAGAAUUUGGUGCUUCCAGGCCACCCGCUCAGGGAGGAUAAUUAGCACCCACGCAAGACUCUCUCAAUAUGCUGUGCUGUGGAGGUGUAGAGGAGGAGUUCUUCGGUCCACCGGCUAGCCAACAUGCGGCGCCCCCAAACCGGGCUGCUCCUGGUCAAGGCAGAGAUCCAAGGGGACCAGGUACAAUGAAAAGUGGGGCACCUGCAAAGGUGCUGCCGAUCGAAAUACCAGCCAUACCAUUGGCUGAGCUGAAUCGACUGACCAGUAAUUUUGGUCAGAAGGCUUUGGUCGGAGAAGGAUCUUAUGGACAAGUCUACCAAGCAACUCUGAGUACAGGAGAACCUGUUGCGAUAAAGAAGCUGGAUCCUAGUGCCUCAAAUGAUCCUGAUUCUGAUUUUGCUGCUCAGUUAUCGAUGGUCUCCAGACUCAAGAAUGAUUUUUUUCUUGAGUUGUUGGGAUACUGUUUGGAAGCAAAUAACAGGAUAUUGGUGUAUCAGUUUGCUGCAAAAGGAUCUUUACAUGACACUUUGCAUGGGAGGAAAGGUGUGCAAGGUGCUGAACCUGGUCCACUCCUUAACUGGAGCCAAAGAGUGAAGAUUGCUUAUGGUGCAGCAAGAGGCCUCGAGUAUCUUCAUGAGAAAGUGCAGCCUCCGAUUGUUCAUCGGGAUGUCAGAUCCAGCAAUGUUCUUCUCUUUGAUGAUUAUGCUUCCAAGAUUGCGGAUUUUAAUCUCACAAACCAGUCUCCUGAUACGGCGGCUCGUCUGCAUUCUACUCGAGUGUUGGGGACUUUUGGCUAUCAUGCUCCUGAGUAUGCCAUGACCGGCCAGCUGACACAGAAGAGUGAUGUUUAUAGUUUUGGCGUCAUCCUUCUGGAGCUGCUAACGGGGAGAAAACCUGUAGACCACACCAUGCCAAAGGGACAACAGAGUCUUGUCACUUGGGCGACUCCAAGGUUGAGCGAAGACAAGGUUAAGCAGUGCGUGGACCCGAAGCUGGAGAACGAUUUCCCCCCCAAAGCCGUCGCCAAGCUGGCCGCAGUAGCAGCGUUGUGCGUGCAGUACGAGGCAGACUUCCGUCCGAACAUGACGAUCGUGGUGAAGGCACUUCAGCCUCUUCUCAACACAAAACCAGGGCAGGACAACCAUCAGUGACCCACCCCUCACGUCGAUCGUGGCAUAGUUCGUUCAUCUCUCCACCUUCAUGAGAUUUUAUUGUAUAUCUACUGAUCCUGCGGAUUUUUUUGUGAAUGCGCGCACUCGUCAUGUGUCAGAGACUCGGUCUUAUUAUCUUAGACAUGAUAUUGUUGAGAUAAUCUAGAAAAUUUCUUUCUCGAGCGGAGUAUUAUGAUUAUAUCUUCGAUUCUGAUGACCCGAAAUGGCAAAGCCAGGGUCCAUAAUUUUGGCAUAUUAGGUUGGCUGGCUCUACUCUCGGGUCACAGGAUGAACAAGGCAGAAGAAAGAGUGGCGACAUGGAGGCGGCCUCGACGAGGCAGUGAACGCCAGUUUUCUUUUUUACCAUCUGGAUGGGUGGAUGUGAGGGUGAUGAGAUGUCAGCUUCCUAACAUUUGGUGCCCAAAAACGAUUCCUUGAGUAGGAACAAGAAAGAGGGUUCUUAUACCCAUGAUGAUCGGGCUUAGCUGGAUGGAUUUUGUAUCCAGCCAGUGUGCGACAUGACACAUUAUAAAAUAAAAGGAUAAAUUGAUCGCAAGACCUUAAAAUCAUGUGACAGACGGUCUUUGAUCCCAAGACUGUCAUAUUGUGUUUACAUUAAAAAUCAUGUGACAGACAGUCUUUGAUCCCAAGACCUUAAAAUCCCAAGUCUUUUCCA